GCCACUUGUCUGCAGACAACGACGACGACGAAAAUGCUCAGACUCACGCGCCCGCUGUUCCAAGUUCUCAAGAAGUCCACGGGCAUCACUGGGCUCGCAGUCCACCCCAAUCCAUUACCAGAACUGUCCCAGACCUAUCAAUCCACACUAUCCCUGCUUUCCACUCUCCCUCCCACAUCCGUUUACAGGCAAAGCGUAGAGGCUUUGACGAAACACAAGCUCAAUAUCGUGCAGAGUGCGAAUGGCGAUAUCGGAGCAGUCGAGACACAGCUGGAUGAGGGUCAGAUCGAGGAGUCGAUAGACAUCGCAAACGAUGAGAAAAGCCUUGUUGAGAAAAUGUUGGAGUGGAAAGGAUGGGAGCCACUGGAGGAGAAGCCUGAUGAGGGCCAAUGGGAUUACUUUGGGAAAACGACUACGCCAUCGUCGUUACCCUAACUUUGGCCAUUUGGCUGUUGUAUUGGAUGGACGGGAAUUAGGACAAAUCAACACGUUCUUUCAACGCCAUUA
Molecule: messenger RNA, 507 nt
Organism: Serpula lacrymans var. lacrymans S7.9
Lineage: Eukaryota; Fungi; Basidiomycota; Agaricomycetes; Boletales; Serpulaceae
Gene: NDUFA5
Product: NDUFA5, NADH-ubiquinone oxidoreductase subunit
Exons: 2
Coding region: 34-435 (133 amino acids)
Biological process (GO): respiratory electron transport chain
Source: RefSeq, a predicted model, not a curated record